Penicillium cinerascens is the source of this 1118-nucleotide messenger RNA. RefSeq names its product quinone oxidoreductase family protein. Gene Ontology annotation, molecular function: quinone reductase (NADPH) activity; zinc ion binding. Bases 1 to 1101 code for a protein of 366 amino acids. The record is from RefSeq and is a predicted model, not a curated record. Lineage: Eukaryota; Fungi; Ascomycota; Eurotiomycetes; Eurotiales; Aspergillaceae. The transcript has 3 exons. Gene Ontology annotation, biological process: cellular response to oxidative stress. Gene Ontology annotation, cellular component: cytoplasm.
AUGUCUUUUGCACUUCGAAGCAGUCUUCGUCUUGCAGCUCUCCGUAGCCAAUUUCUUCAUUCUACUAUCCCUCCGAGCCGCCCGUUUUCAUUCUCUCCAAUCCGCAACAUGUCCGUCCCCUCCACCAUGAAAGCCGUCGUGGUCGACCAGACCGGCGGCCCCGAGGUCCUCCAAUACAAAACCUCGCAGCCCGUACCAACACCCAAGGAUGGCCAGCUGUUGGUGCGCAACAAUAUCUCCGGUGUGAACUACAUCGACACAUACUUCCGCACUGGACUGUACGCCUCGCCCAAGCCCGAAAUCUUGGGCCGUGAGGGCGCCGGUACUGUCGUGGCGCUCGGCCCCAAUACCUCCGGUUUCAAGGUCGGUGACCGCGUUGCUUGGAUGGGUACCGGUGGGUAUGCGGAAUACACGGCUGCGCCGGUCGCUACAACCGUUAAGAUCCCCGAAGGCGUGAGCGAUGAGGACCUCAUGGCUUCGUUCCUGAGCGGGUUGACCGUUCUCGCCUUUGCGAAAGAGACUUACGCCGUGCAGAAGGGUGACUGGGUGCUCUUGCACGCUGCUGCGGGCGGUGCGGGAUUCCUCAUGACCCAGGUUCUGAAGAACAUUGGUGCCAAGGUCAUCGGCACUGCUGGUGGGCCGGAGAAGUGUGCGCUGGUGAAGAGCCUCGGGGCCGACGUGGUUAUUGACUACCGCAGUGAAGAGGGCAAGGACUGGGUGAAGCUGGUGAAAGAGGCUACUGGUGGUCGUGGCGUGGACGUGGUCUACGAUUCUGUUGGCAAGGAUACCUGGGAAGGUAGCUUGGAAGCUGUCAAGCGCAAGGGCACCAUCGUCUGGUUCGGCAAUGCCAGUGGGCCCGUGCCUCCCAUUGCUCUACCGAAACUCUCGCCCAAGUGUGUUAAGAUUGCUCGUCCCACCCUCUUCGGCUACAUUGAAACCCGUGAGGAGUUUGACUACUAUACCAAUGAGCUUUUCAGCAUGCUUCAGUCUGGUAAGCUCAAGGUUAAGAUCCACAAGGUCUACCCGAUGGAGGAUAUUGCUCAGGUUCACAAGGACCUGGAGGGUCGCAAGACCACCGGAAAGCCUCUCAUCAAGCCUUGAUUGGACUAUGGACUAUC